AUGGCCUGCCUUAGCUCUUUGUUGGAAUAUGGAACAGCCAAAGUUAUUGUGAUUAGGAGCAGAGUAGUGGGAUCUGUCUUUAGAUUAAUUCAGUUUCUUAUCAUCUUAUAUGUGAUUGGUUACGUCUGUGUGGUGCAAAAGUCGUACCAGGUGAAUGAUUCAGUUAUUAGUACUGUCACCACCAAGGUGAAGGGCACUGGUUUCACCAACAUUUCUGGUUUGGGUGCCCAUGUGUGGGACGUGGCUGACUACAACAUCCCCCCUGAGGGUGAGAGUUCCUUUUUUGUCUUGACCAACAUGAUUAUCACCCCCAAUCAAAUGCAAUCAUCCUGCCCAGAGCUCCCAGACCAGUCCACCAUUUGCAUGUCAGACUGUGACUGCACGGAGGGAUCAAGUGAUGUGCGUGGUAACGGUAUCCAGACAGGACUAUGUGUCAACUAUUCAGAGACAGUGAAGACCUGUGAGGUGCUUUCUUGGUGUCCUCUAGAAAUAGACACUGACCUACCAGAAAAUCCUCUACUGGCUGGAGCAGAGAACUUCACUGUGUUAAUCAAAAACACUGUGACAUACCCAAAAUUCAACUUUCACAAAAGAAAUAUUUUGCCAGAUGUUAACUCCUCAUAUCUGAAGCAGUGUGAAUUCAACCGCAUAACUGAUCCGCAUUGUCCCAUAUUCCGCCUCAAAGACAUGGUCGCUGAAGCUGAGGAGGACUUUCAGACCAUGGCUACAAGGGGAGGUGUUCUUGGGAUUCUAAUUGACUGGAGCUGUGACCUGGACUUCCCAGAACAUUACUGUGGUCCUAAGUACUCUUUCCGCAGAAUGGACAACAAGAACCCUGAGAACAACGUGGCCCCUGGAUACAAUUUUAGGUUUGCAAAGUAUUAUAAAACCACUGAUGAUGUGGAAACAAGAACCUUGAUCAAAGCAUAUGGGAUCCGAUUUGAUGUCAUUGUUUUUGGAACGGCAGGUAAAUUCAACAUUGUUCCAACUAUAGUGAAUGUGGGUGCAGCGCUUAAAAUCCUUAGCUUGGCUAAUGCCAUUUGCGACUGGUUUCUUCUGACAUGCACGAAGAGAAACAAGCUCUACCACAAACAGAAAUUUGAUUACCUGGAUGAGACUAAUGUGAAUGAUGGGGAAUCUACUGAAGAAACCACUUUUGGAACCCAGUAGAUCCUGCAUAUAGAAGUGGUCUCUUCACAUUGUGGGAGAAUGUUGAACCCAUCCUCUUUGUCUACUUCUCUACCUCCAUCUCCAGCCCCUUCCUUUAAACAUCAUGCAUGUA
Messenger RNA from Esox lucius (northern pike), 1282 nucleotides. Its product is annotated as P2X purinoceptor 4. Lineage: Eukaryota; Metazoa; Chordata; Actinopteri; Esociformes; Esocidae. Gene Ontology annotation, molecular function: extracellularly ATP-gated monoatomic cation channel activity; ATP binding; purinergic nucleotide receptor activity. Gene Ontology annotation, cellular component: plasma membrane; nuclear inner membrane. The transcript has 12 exons. The record is from RefSeq and is a predicted model, not a curated record. Bases 1 to 1170 code for a protein of 389 amino acids. Gene Ontology annotation, biological process: monoatomic cation transmembrane transport; response to ATP.